AUGGGAUUUUCGGGAUUUUCCUGGGCCCCCCCCAAGGCCAAGGCCGCCUUCGUGAGGGACAAACCUCACCUGAACGUGGGAACCAUCGGGCACGUGGACCACGGGAAAACAACGCUGACAGCGGCCAUCACCAGAGGCCUUACCUGUGCUCACCUAUGCUCACCUGGGCUCACCUGGGCUCACCUGUGCUCACCUGGGCAGGACCGUGAUCCCGAGCUGGGGCUGCAGUCGGUGCUGAAGCUGCUCGAGGCCGUGGACUCGCACAUCCCCCAACCCCCCCGGGACCUGGACAAGCCCUGCAUGAUGCCCAUCGAGGCCGUGCACUCCAUCCCAGGUGAGCUCACCUGUGCACACCUGUGCACACCUGUACCGUGUGUAAAUCACACCUGUCGCGGCACCGUCGUCACCGGGACCCUGGAGCGUGGGAAACUCCGGCGAGGGGACGAGGUGGAGCUGCUGGGAUACGGCCGGAGCGUGCGCUCGGUGUACGUGCUGUCCCCCCAGGAGGGCGGGCGCCACAAACCCUUCGUGGCUCACUACGCACCUGUGAUGUUCUCACACACCUGGGACAUCGCCUGCAGGGUCCUGCUGCCCCCCGGCAAGGAUCUGGUGAUGCCGGGCGAGGACGCGGCUCUGGCGCUGCUGCUGCGGCAGCCGAUGGUUCUGGAGCGGGGCCAGCGCUUCACGCUCCGCGACGGCUCCCGGACCAUCGGCACGGGGGUGGUGUCGGCGCUGCUGCCCCUGAGCGACGCCGAGCGGGAGCUGAGCUGGGGCUGA
Molecule: messenger RNA, 777 nt
Organism: Sturnus vulgaris (Common starling)
Lineage: Eukaryota; Metazoa; Chordata; Aves; Passeriformes; Sturnidae
Source: RefSeq, a predicted model, not a curated record